AUGUGGCCCUGCGCGCCGAGUGCUUCCACGUCAGCUGCAGGAGGCAGCGGCGCCGCCGGGAGGAGCCAGGAAGGCGGGGAGGACCCGCUACGGCCCGCUACCGAAGCGACGAGACGGCGGCCGCGCAGCCUCAGCGCCCGUUUUCCGAGGCCGCAGCGGGGACCGCCAGCGAGGGGAAGCGACCCGGAGCCGCGGGAGGUUAGUAGUAGCGGGGAAAGGGAUGCCGGGGAGGCGCCGAGCGUCGGGGCCCGCCGAGUUUCCUGAGGGGCUUCAGCGUCGUCGUGAGGCGGAGAAGGACCUUCCCUGCCGUCUCCAGCCUCCCGCUGGAAGAACGUGCGCCCUCACGGGAGGCUCGGGCGCCAAAUCCCUCGACUGGGCCUAAUGCCGAGCGGACGCCGUCGCCGAGCCAAGAUGGGGGAGGCAGAAGGGCGCCUCUUUGUCACUCGGGGGUCGGUCAGGAGCCUCAGGUCGCGAGUCCGGCUCUGCCUUCCCAGGGCGGAGGAGCCGGCGGGGGGAGGCGGCGGGGGGAUUUCCCCCUGGAUUAAACGGGCGCAAGAGGGGCGCGUCGUUGCUGCUGGGUCGGUGGGCAGCGAGUGGUUUGGAAACACCCGGGUUCAGUUCUUUGCCAGGUAGCUUAGUCCGGAGAUAAAAAAAAAAAAAAAAACCGGGGGAACGGGAGAAGUUGGAAGUUUGAUUUCAACUUAAAAAAAGAGAAUCUUGGCCCCGAAAGCUGUUUCGUUGGCUCUGGUGUGCACAGGCGUCCUUCUUUGAGUGACUUAAGAAGUCAGGCAUAGGCAAACUCGGCCCUUCAGAUGUUUUGGGACUCCCAUCAUCCCUAGCUAACAGGGCCAGUGGUCAGGGAUGAUGGGAAUUGUAGUCUCAAAACAUCUGGAGGGGAGAGUUUGCCUAUGCCUGGGUCAGAUCAAGGACCUGCCCCUAGUCCAACAUCCUGUUUCUCCUGGUGUCCAGCUAGGUGCCUCUAGGAAGCCCACAAACAGGACAUGAGGGCACCAGCCCUCUCCGGUUGUGGUUUGCCAGGAGCUGGCAUUGAGCGGCACGCUGCCCUUGAACAUGGAGGUUCCAUUUGUUAGCCAUGGGUGAGAACUACUGAUUCACCUAUCCAUCAUGUACAUGUAUGUAGUUGUGAGUUUCACAGAAGAGGGUCUGUGUUUUUUGGAUAAAAAUAUGAGGACAAUUUUCUACAAUAACACUUGUGUGUGUUUGUUUUUAACUAUCUGACCCAGUGAUUUCACUUGUGGGAGUGAUUUGUUUUUUCACCAAUUGGUCACUCUAAGAAGAAGUCCUUUCCUUUUAAAAUUCUGAAUCCACUACCAAUCAAUUUCACUGAGUGAGUCUUUGUUAUAAGAGAAGGCAUAAAAAUAGAAAAGUUUCCAUUCUUUUUAUGCCAUGCAUAAUCUUAUAAGUCUCUGUUAUAUGCCACCGUAUUAAUUUCUUUUGUUUUUAAGUUUAAACCUAAUCUUGUAGAGAAAUUACUUAAAUUCCCUGAUAGCCUUGUUUCCCCUUUUCUGCACCUUUUCUAGCUCUGUGAGGACCACUUUUCAAGUGGGUGGGACGGGGGAUGACCAGAACCGAACACAGUAUUCUGGAGAUGACUACACUGUGGAUUUAUUGCACAGAUCACUUCGUCAUCAGUUUCUUACCUAAUAAUCCCUAGCAUGGAAUUCUCCCUUACUGAUGUGGUGCACAUAAUCAAUGUUUUCAUUAGCGAUUCACCAUGAUUUCAAGCUCCCCUGUCUGGUUGCUUCCCAUCAAUGUAUGCUGUAUUGGUGUAUAUGUGAAUCUAGAUUUUUUCACCUCCUAAUGUAUAUCACCUUAAAUCUAUUUACACUAAAUCUCAUUUGCCAUCUUGUGCAAAUGCAUUCACUGCAUUUGGAGAAGUUCUUUUGCUACACCUCAAAACUUGUUUGAGCUACCACCAUGUGGAAUCAUUUGGUGUCAACUGCAAACUUGGCUACUUUUCCUGCUAGCCCUGGUCUCCAGAUCGUUUAUGAUCAAAUAUCACAAUACAAAACCUUGGGUGUUUUCAUACUGCAUUUCAUUUUGAGAACAAUCUGUCCCUAUCCUGCACUUCCUAUUUUUGAAGGAGUUACCCAUCCGCAAGGGUACCUUUUCUCCAAUUCCAUGACUGCUAAGUUUAUGAGCUUUUAGUGAUGGACUUUGUCAAAAGGUUGUUUCCCCACUGGCUAUAACUUGGGGUUUGGCAUUUGACUGCUCAAUGAAUAAUGUCUCAGUGCGCAUGAACCCAUCAAAGGUUAAGCAUGAAUUUUAUUCUAGCACUGAAAUUUAUAAAGCACUUGGUACUUUAUUUUGCUGAUACAGUGUCCACUUAUUUUAGUGACUAUACAGCCAACUGUGUUUUCUUAGGCCCUUAUUGUGUAUGUAUUCUUUACUAGAAGGGUUUAUAUUAAUGUAGUUAAGCAUCUGGAAUGUCUAAAUAACAAUUGAGAACUGGAUAACUGGAUACUGUAUAUUGAUACUGCUUUUUUAAAAAACACUUUCUACUCUGUUGCAUUUUGUUCUGUUCUGUUGCAUUUUGGCUGCAAUCUCAUACACACCUGGAAGUACAGCCCUCUGAAUCUAAUGGGGCAGUAUUACUGCUGAAUAGACAUAUAUGGGACUGAAGCUUUGGUACAUGUGAGCGUUCUGUUGAGGUUAUUCUAGACUUGUAAAUCAGCCCACAAAAGUUACUAGCCUCAGCUGUAUGGCAUUCCUGGAUGACUGUGGCCAGCAGGAGAGUUGUUAAAUACAAGCAGGCAUAGGCAAACACGGCCCUCCAGAUGCUUUGGGACUACAACUCCCAUCAUCCCUAGCUAACAGGACCAGUGGUCGGGGAUGAUGGGAGUUGUAGUCCCAAAACAUCUGGAGGGCCGAGCUUGCCUAUGCCUGAAUACAAGGCUGCACUGUUCCCCUUGAAAUAUGCAAAUAUUUGCACAUUUGUUUCAUUAUUUUCAAUACAGUACAUUGUCCUGCAGGCCUCAGUACAGUAGACAAAAUGCAGACUUGAAGAUAUUUGUGGGAAUUUUUUAUGGCAACUUAUGGACUACAGUAGAAGCAUACUAAUCAAUUACCGUAUUUUUUGCUCUAUAAGACUCACCUUUUCCAUCCUAAAAAGUAAGGGGAAAUGUGUGUGCGUCUUAUGGAGCGAAUGCAGGCUGAGUAGCUAUCCCAGAAGCCAGAACAGCAAGAGGGAUUGCUUUCACUGCGCAGCGAUCCCUCUUGCUGUUCUGGCUUCUGAGAUUCAGAAUAUUUUUUUUCUUGUUUUCCUCCUCCAAAAACUAUGUGCGUCUUGUGGUCUGGUGCGUCUUAUAGAGCGAAAAAUACGGUAACUGCAUUAUUGGAAUUCUUUUCCAGAGUUUGUGA
Messenger RNA from Podarcis lilfordi (Lilford's wall lizard), 3381 nucleotides. NCBI's taxonomy places the organism in Eukaryota, Metazoa, Chordata, Lepidosauria, Squamata, Lacertidae. The record is from the annotation of a GenBank genome assembly.